AGCGACUUCGGGCUUUCCGUCCAUUUGUUGUCUUGUUUUUCACUCAGCCGUUUUGUAUUCUGUCAGAUAGAUAUUCGCAGCUCCAUAGCGCCUUAACGAAAUCCCUGACGGUUCCAGGCGUCGGGAGGGAUUCUGUGACAGGAGAGAGAGAGAGCGAGGAGGGAAUAGGGGAGGAAGAAGCGAGGGAAAGAGGGGGAGAGCGAGUUAAUUGCCAUGGCGAAGGCAGUAAUCACCUGACCAGGAGUCAGGACUUGGAGGGAGUUGGGGAGUUGGGGAGUAGAAGCCAAACGGUUAUAGAUUCCUGUCCCUGUUGUCCUAAAGGAGGACGGCAGUGAGUCAAGCAGAAAACGAAUACAAAGCGCCGCCAUCUGGUCACAGAAGGAGGAGGAGAGUAUACGAACGGGGUUUCUCCAAUGAAUUCCGUUUCCCUCCGCUCUCCAUAGCUCCCUAGCUCUCUACCUCCUUAGCUCUCUACCUCGCUAUCUCUCUACCUCCUUAGCUCUCUACCUCCUUAGCUCUCUACCUCCCUAUCUCUCUACCUCCUUAGCUCUCUACCUCCUUACUGACUCGUUCCCGGCUUAGUGUGAGCCUACUGGGCAUCUUCAGCGGGCUUACCUCUGAGACUUCUCAAAGCUUAGUGGAUGGAGAAGAUUUAGUGAAAACUUAUCAGAUUUGAUUGUGGUGGUACUUACUUAGUGGUUGUCAGGGGGGGUACGCUGGUUGAGGGGAGGGUUGUGGAGGAGUGAGGGGGUUGGGUGAGGACGAGUGAGGAACGGUGCAGCAUGGCAGUCCCCACUCUCAAUACGCCGUUCCAGCCGUAUGUAUACCAGAGCCCUCAAGCAGUGCUGACGCCGUUUCAGAUAUUGGGAGGGGAGGCGCAGAUUGUGCAGAUCAUACUCAAACCAGGGGAGAGAGUGCGAGCAGAGCCAGGCGCCAUGUGUUACAUGAGUGGUAACAUGAGUGCGGAGACAGCGAUGGAGGAGGGCAGCGUGUGGCGGUGGCUGUCAGGGGAGAGCUUCUUCACCAACACGUUUGUGAACCAGGGACCAGGCGAAGGGUACAUAGGACUCGCAACACCUACCAUGGCGAAAAUACUCCCGGUUGACUUGGCCGUGCAUGGGGGCGAAAUCAUAUGCCAGCGGGACGCGUAUCUCUGUUCGCUCAACGACGUCACUGUCACAGCAGAGCUGACUCGCAGGGCCCGAGUGGGGCUCUUCGCCAUGGAUGGUCUGUUCUACCAGAAGCUAAAAGGCAGAGGGCUUGCGUUCAUCUCUGGCGGAGGAUCAAUAGUGCAGAAGAACCUGGCAGCGGGCGAGGUGGUGGUGGUGGAUGCAGGCAGUGUGCUAGCGCUCACUCGCUCUGUUGACCUGGACGUGCGAUACGUGGGCUCAAUCAAGAAGGCGCUAUUUGGGGGCGAGGGCAUCUGCCACGCCUACCUCACAGGCCCUGGAGUGGUUUUCCUGCAGAGCCUGCCCUUCCAUAGGCUCGCACGCAGAGUGGAGAGGGCCAUAGCGAGCCCUCGGUUGCGCGAGGCGCCAGCGCUGUGGCUGCGGCUCAUGCUGUCGGUCCUUUUGCUGUCCAUGCUGCUGACCGCACUCACAUUCGCACAGAGCCAGCUCAACAUGCUGGAAUUCCGGCUCAACCUUCCAUGACAUGACAUGCCUACCCUUCACAUGCCAUGCCUUCUGCUGCUGAGUCGUUGCUAGACUGGGGCGUACCGACCUACAACCUACUCAUUUGCACUGCCUCAGUGAGCCACUCCUGGUGGCAGCACAUGCACUGGUGCAGUUUACAGCAGACCCAGCUCAAGAUGACUUACUUCUGGCUCAACCUGCCUUGAUACUCGGUAUGAUACUGGUUGACGCGGGCUCUACCAUCCUCCCUUGACAUCCCAGGCUUGAUCUGAGCAUUCUCACAUCACAUUGCUCUCCAUGCUGCCGGCCACACUUGCAUUUGCGCACAGCCAGCCGUAACGUGAUGUUCUGUUAGUGGUUCAAGGCAACCAGCCCUUAUGAACGUGCUAGGCAAUGCCAUAGCAGCAUAGCCGCCUCCAUCCAUGUCAUGUACCGGUACCGGUUACCGGUACCGGUUACCGGUACUGCUCUCACUGGUGUUAACAGCGGCACUUCGUGUACCGUACUUCUCGUCAAAGCUGUGUUUUUUAAUCUCCUGAGAUUGCUCUGCUGUGUUGAUCUUGUAUUGUAUCAUCGAGAGCUGGGCUGAAAGCCAUACUAGUA
Messenger RNA from Closterium sp. NIES-67, 2237 nucleotides. Lineage: Eukaryota; Viridiplantae; Streptophyta; Zygnematophyceae; Desmidiales; Closteriaceae. The record is from the annotation of a GenBank genome assembly.